Messenger RNA from Cladophialophora psammophila CBS 110553, 252 nucleotides. RefSeq lists its product as uncharacterized. Bases 1 to 252 code for a protein of 83 amino acids. Lineage: Eukaryota; Fungi; Ascomycota; Eurotiomycetes; Chaetothyriales; Herpotrichiellaceae. The record is from RefSeq and is a predicted model, not a curated record. The transcript has a single exon.
AUGGGCGUUAAAAAGACCAUGUUUCUCGUGCAGGUGUCUGUCGAGCCUGAAAAUAUCGAGAAGUUUCUCGAAGCCUUUCGUGAAAUCGUCGAGCUCUGCUGCAAGGAGCCCGAAUGUGAGCGCUUUGAGGUCUUCGCAGAUACAGAUGAAAAGGGCCUGUUCCACUGGGUGGAAACGUGGAACGCGAGCAGGGAGUGGGUUGAGAAUGUGAGCCCUGCCACCUUGAUCCUCCGACCUUCUGCGAGGGUCUAG